This is a messenger RNA of Trachymyrmex septentrionalis, 999 nucleotides long. RefSeq names its product odorant receptor 46a-like. Gene Ontology annotation, cellular component: plasma membrane. Gene Ontology annotation, molecular function: olfactory receptor activity; odorant binding. Gene Ontology annotation, biological process: detection of chemical stimulus involved in sensory perception of smell; sensory perception of smell. Lineage: Eukaryota; Metazoa; Arthropoda; Insecta; Hymenoptera; Formicidae. The coding region runs from base 1 to 999 and encodes 332 amino acids. The transcript is spliced from 5 exons. The record is from RefSeq and is a predicted model, not a curated record.
AUGAUUAUAUUAUUAUAUACUUUUUUGAUAUCGCAAUUUUUGGAUAUUAUCUGGAAUGUUGACAAUGCCGAAGAUUUUACCGAAAAUUUGUACGCCACGAUGGCAUCGGUUGUUUCGUGCUCUAAAAUGCUCAGUUUAUUAGUGAAUCGAAAGAAUAUUAAUAUGUUAAUCAAUGUACUCAUCGAAAAGCCAUACAGACCAUUGGAGAUGGACGAAAUGAGAAUUCGAUAUAAAUUCGAUAGACUUAUAUAUAUCAAUACACUCUACUAUGCGAUUUUGGUAGAAACAACUUGCGCAUGUAUAACCGUGACAUCUUUAUUCACGGUGUUCAGAAAAGGAAAUUUAACAUAUAGAGCAUGGCUACCGUAUGACUAUUAUUCGUCUAGCAUCAUAUUUUGUCUUACAUAUGCUCAUCAACUUAUUAGUCUGACGGCUGGAUCGCUCGUUAAUGUGGCCUGUGACAGUCUCAUUUGCGGAUUGUUGGUGCACAUUUGCUGCCAAAUAGAGAUCUUAGAAUGCCGACUGAGCAAAGUAUCGAAUGAUGAUAGUACUCUUCGCGACUGUGUACGUCACCACGACAGUAUAUUGCAAUAUGCACUCAGAUUAAACAAUAAAUUUAGAAUGACUAUUGCUAUGCAAUUUGUAGUCAGUACAUUGGUGGUAUGUUCCAAUUUAUAUCAAAUGACUAAAUCAACGAGUUUAAAUGCGAGCUAUCUUCCUUUAAUAUUAUACAUGUCUUGUAUGUUGACACAAAUUUUUAUCUAUUGCUGGUACGGAAACGAAGUAAAAUUAAAGAGCAUUCAAUUACUCGACAACGUUUUUGCGAUGGAUUGGAUGACGAUGAACAGAAACCUGAAAAGAAAUUUAUUAAUAAUUAUGAGUCGUGCAGCAGUACCAAUAGAAUUUACCAGCGCUUACGUACUGUCUAUGAAUCUCGAUUCUUUUGUUGGGUUACUUAAAACAUCAUAUUCUGCUUAUAAUAUAUUAAAACAAGUGUAG